CUUCAAUUGCAAUUAAACCAAGAUCUAGGCAUCUUGCAUCAAGAUGAUGGCUCAUCAAAAAAUAAAAGAGGAGUUCUUCCCAAGCACGCUACAAAUGUGAUGAGAUCUUGGCUUUUUCAGCACAUAGGGCAUCCAUAUCCAACAGAGGAUGAGAAGAAACAGAUUGCAGCACAAACAAAUCUGACACUACUCCAGGUUAACAACUGGUUUAUCAAUGCUAGAAGGCGAAUUCUUCAGCCAAUGCUGGAUUCCAGUUGUUCUGAAACUCCAAAAACAAAGAAGAAAACAGCUCAGAACCGACCGGUUCAGAGGUUCUGGCCUGAUUCUAUUGCCUCAGGAGUUGCUCAGCAGCAAUCUAAUGAGCUCACAAUGUCAGAUGGUGCUGUUGUAACAAUUACAGCUCCAGUCAACAUGAAUGUAGACAGUCUCCAGUCUUUGUCAUCCGAUGGUGCUACUUUGGCUGUUCAGCAAGUUAUGAUGGCAGGGCAAAGUGAGGAUGAGUCCGUAGACAGCGGUGAAGAUGAUGGAGGAGAUCUCUCAACAACAAAUAUCAGUGGGCUGGUCUUGGAUAACAGCGAUUCUCUGCAGUAGGAAGCAAGAGAAUGUGACAAACAGUUUAGGAGAAAGAAUGGACUGACUGACUGACUGUUUUUAUAGUUUGCACAGCAAACAUUUUACACAAGUUUUAUUUCUAAUAUGUUUUAUAUGUAGAUAUAGAAGGGUGCACUUUUUUGUAUUUCAUAGUAAGCUUAAAGAGUGUUUUUGCAGGUGCAGCAACUUCUUUCAAAUGUGUUUUUUCAUUUCUUUUCCUUAUUUCAGAAAAUUAUAUGUAGUAAUAUAAAGAACCACAUAAGCACCCCUUUGUUCUAUGAAUUGGAAGUGCUGCAAUUUUUAAAGAAUUAUGCAGUUUCAAUUAGUGCUGUUAUUUAACGCAGCUCUUGAUGGGCAGGUAAUGUAAAUUUAAAGCAUGUGACACUAGUGUGUGGAACUCGAUCAUUAAGUUAGAUGCAUAUAUUUGAAAGAUGCUUCUGCACCUUAAAAACUGCUAGUCUGAGGUGGACAGCAACACACAUAAAAAGAAA
Molecule: messenger RNA, 1082 nt
Organism: Tauraco erythrolophus (red-crested turaco)
Lineage: Eukaryota; Metazoa; Chordata; Aves; Musophagiformes; Musophagidae
Source: RefSeq, a predicted model, not a curated record